Cydia fagiglandana is the source of this 5861-nucleotide messenger RNA. RefSeq names its product ecdysone receptor (gene EcR). Lineage: Eukaryota; Metazoa; Arthropoda; Insecta; Lepidoptera; Tortricidae. Gene Ontology annotation, biological process: positive regulation of transcription by RNA polymerase II; cell differentiation; negative regulation of transcription by RNA polymerase II. Gene Ontology annotation, molecular function: nuclear receptor activity; ecdysone binding; zinc ion binding. The record is from RefSeq and is a predicted model, not a curated record. The transcript has 7 exons. Bases 88 to 1710 code for a protein of 540 amino acids. Gene Ontology annotation, cellular component: nucleus.
UUAGUGCGAGGAAAAAGUGAAGUGAAAGCCCGCGUAGGAUGUCCAUCGGCGAUAGUGGAUUUCGGAGCGUGUGACGCGCUCGUCGACAUGAGACGCCGCUGGUCCAACAACGGAGGCUUCCAGACGCUGCGAAUGCUCGAGGAGAGCUCGUCCGAAGUGACGUCGUCUUCCGCUCUGGGUCUGCCGCCGGCUAUGGUGAUGUCUCCGGAAUCGCUCGCGUCCCCCGAGUACGGCGGACUCGAGCUUUGGGGUUACGACGAUGGCAUGACAUACAACACGGCCCAGUCUUUACUUGGAAACACAUGCACGAUACAGCAGCAGCAACAGACGCAGCCGCUUCCCUCGAUGCCGCUGCCGAUGCCGCCGACGACGCCAAAAUCGGAGAACGAAUCCAUUUCAUCAGGUCGCGAGGAGUUGUCGCCUGCGUCCAGUAUAAACGGGUGCAGUACAGAUGGCGAUGCGCGAAGGCAGAAAAAGGGCCCGGCGCCGCGGCAGCAGGAAGAACUAUGCUUGGUUUGCGGAGACAGAGCCUCCGGAUACCACUACAAUGCGCUCACGUGUGAAGGGUGUAAAGGUUUCUUCAGGCGGAGUGUCACCAAAAACGCUGUAUACAUUUGCAAAUUCGGUCACUCGUGUGAAAUGGACAUGUAUAUGCGACGGAAAUGCCAAGAGUGUCGUCUAAAGAAGUGCCUAGGAGUCGGCAUGAGGCCCGAGUGCGUGGUGCCCGAGAACCAGUGCGCGAUAAAAAGGAAAGAGAAGAAGGCGCAGAGGGAGAAGGACAAACUGCCGGUCAGUACGACGACGGUCGACGAUCACAUGCCGCCCAUUAUGCAGUGUGAUCCGCCGCCGCCAGAGGCAGCUAGAAUUCACGAAGUGGUGCCGCGGUUCCUGUCGGACAAGCUCCUGGAGCAGAACCGGCUGAAGAACAUCCCCCCGCUCACCCCCAACCAGCAGUUCCUCAUCGCCAGGCUCGUGUGGUACCAGGACGGGUACGAGCAGCCUUCUGAAGAGGAUCUCAAGAGGGUUACGCAGACGUGGCAGCAAGCAGACGACGAAGAGGAAGAGAAUGACGCGCCGUUCCGACAGAUCACCGAGAUGACGAUCCUCACCGUUCAGCUCAUUGUGGAGUUCGCCAAGGGCCUCCCGGGCUUCGCCAAGAUCUCGCAGCCUGAUCAAAUCACGCUGUUAAAGGCCUGUUCAAGCGAGGUGAUGAUGCUCCGAGUGGCGCGGCGAUACGACGCGGCCACCGACAGCGUGCUAUUCGCGAACAACCAGGCGUACACCCGGGACAACUACCGCAAGGCCGGCAUGGCGUAUGUCAUCGAGGACCUACUCCACUUCUGCCGGUGCAUGUACUCCAUGCAGAUGGACAACGUCCACUACGCGUUGCUUACGGCGGUCGUCAUAUUCUCAGACCGGCCCGGGCUGGAGCAGCCACAACUAGUGGAGGAGAUCCAGCGGUACUACCUGAACACGCUGCGCAUGUACAUCCUGAACCAGACGGGCGGGUCCCCGCGCACGUCCGUGGUGUACGGCAAGAUCCUCUCCAUCCUCUCCGAGCUGCGCACCCUCGGCACGCAGAACUCCAACAUGUGCAUCUCGCUGAAGCUCAAGAACAGGAAGCUGCCGCCGUUCCUCGAGGAGAUCUGGGACGUGGCGGACGUGUCCACGACGCAGGCGGCGCCCGUCCUGGAGUCGUCGGCGCUCUAGCAACCCUCGCCACGCUCGCCGGCCGGCCGCGGCCUGCUGUAGCCUGCAGCCUGCUGCCUGUAGCCAGCCUGCGGCCGGCGAACACUCGGAGAGAACGCUCAUAGACUGGCUAGUUUUAGUGAAGUGACACGGACACUUAGUCGGACGUGAUGAUUGUAUUUAUAAGGAUUGUGCAAAUUUUAACACUUAAGAAGGGCGCGAGCGCCCCAUUUCGUACGUAUUCGGUGACCGACGACGAACAUGUGCGGGAGAUUAGUGAAUAUAUGUGUUGUUGAACGUUUGGAGAAUAUAUAUUUAGUGUUGAUCGUUGGGCGGAGUCGUUCCGAGCCCGGGCGAGUCGGUCACUCGGAUACGACUGUAUGAUAAGACUUCGUCAAUAAGUACACCUCCUAAAAUAAUCAUACGUACAUACACUACGAGAGUUUAUAGAGAAAAAAAGUAAUAUAUGAAGAAUGUUUCUAUUGGAUGAAAAGAUAAAUAAUUAUGUUUAUUUACCAAAAUUAACGAUGCGUUGUUUGACCUUUUCGAUCGAUAUAUAUCUGGACGGGCCCUCGGCCCGGUUGUAUAUAGUAUACUGACGCAUUAUCGUGUCCGGUUUCGUUCCGAUUCGAGUUCCGUUGUCCUGUCCCGCGUCCCCUACACGAGUAAUUAUAAUUUAUUGCUGUGAUUACAUUUAUAACAUGUUAAACUUACUUAGGCGAAAAUAAGUGUGUCUUAUUACAUAUAUAAAAUUCUACUGCCGUCGGUUGCUUUCUUAAAAGCAUUAAGAGUCUCUCGUCUCUCUGUUUAGGUACUUUUGUAAUAAAUAACGAUAUACACUCGAUUCAUGUUCGCAGCGAGCACCGAGCUGCGAAGCUAGUCGCUUCCUACGGAGCCUAGACCACAGUACAACGUUCUCACUCGUAACACCUCAAUAAUUAGGAAUAAAACAUCAUUAUUAUGUAGUAUUUUCACUGCGAUAAGCAUUUUACAAUUAUUUUGCUUAAGGAAACUCUGUAGUGCCUAAAACUAAAUAAUGUGUCGUAUUUAUUUUAAAUUUAGAAUUAUAGAGGCAGGUUUGGCUAUCGAUUCCCAGUUUUCUUAAUUUUUUGUUUACUUAAGUACAUAAAUUAUGUUCUACUUAUUAGUUGACACAUGGCGUUGCGUGCAUGUAUAAAGGCAGCUGUUAUGUAGGUUCGAAAUUGUAUAGAAAGCAUAGAAAGGUAGCGCCCUUAAAUGUUCUCCAAAAUAAAUUAUUACGUUCGCUUAGCUACGUUCCUUCACCACUAACACGAAAAAAGUACAAAAUGGCAGCUUAUUUAACAUGUUAGUUUGAAAAUAAGUGAACUUUUGGCCGAGCUUACUCUAUGGGAACAAUAUAAGGUAGACGAGAUAUGUCGCAAUGCACGCAGCGAUACGUGAAGUACAUACAACCUAACCUGCCUCUAUACUGCGUAUCUUUAGGUAUUUAAAUAAAAGUAAACAAAUUCGUAAAUUUUCGGGUAGUUAUAACAGUUAUUGAUUAAUCGGCCAAAUACAAAACCGCCUGGAUCCGUCACUUAACGACCUGACUUUAACGUACAUUAUUUGAUCAUGUAAUGUUUUCAUCUACCCCCAACUGGCUUAAGGAGCCAUUUGAGGGUGGAUUUUGUUUACUUUUAUUUAAAUAGCUAAAGAUACAGACUAUAGCUGAACUAAUGUAACAUCUGUACAGUCGUCACUUCACCGAAGCAUGUUCUAAGUACUCGAUCAACAAGAUACUGCCCGUAUUCUAGCUACAUCCAAAAGAAAUGCCUUAUUUUGCGGUACCUGUAAUGUGUACCUACAUUGUUGAUGAAUGAAAUCAUAGUAUAUAGAGAAUAAAAAAGUAAUAGAUCUCAAUUACCCAUAAGCGUUGUUCAUACUUUAGGCAUUUUCUCGUCGUUUUCUGGGCAUUCUUAUUUUUAUCAGAGGGGCAAGCAUGGUCGCUUUUGUUUCCCACAUAAAGUGUGUCCCACUAUAGUUACUACAAAAGUGAGAAGGACGAAUGCUUUAAGUCUGACAUGAAUGCGAUCAUGCUAUAAUAAUCGUUUAGUGCAGGUUUUUGGUAGCUGAAUGUAUACAUGUUAUUUGAAUACAGUGUCCGUCUUUAACAUGUUUGCAAGUGUUAGUAUAGUUCGAUUUCAUUCAUAAUGUUCACAUAACAUUCAUAUCAUCGUCGAACACCAAACAACAUAACGAGUACAUAAUGCGUUAUAAUAAUGUUAGUGUCUCUAGAUGUGUGGAUUGUGUCUUCUUUACUAAUGAGUAUGCCACUGUGUCGUGAGUCUACAUUACACGUAUGCCUGGGAUUUUGGAAAAGCAUUUCUAAUAUACGUACGAGUAUGAUAUGAAGUUGCAUGACGAUCGGGCUUGCACCGCGGGCCAUGCGCUAGUCGCUUCCAUUCGAUUUCUCUUCUAGUAGUAGGCGAUUCCUAAAGGCCCCUGUACACAAUGGGCCAGCGCCGACCAAAGGACGCAGCCAUGCGGUAGAAUGAGCUGGCAAAUGCUCCCUCUAACGCAUAAAUGCGUCCCUCAGACUGGCCCACGCUGGCCCAUUAUGUACAGGGGCCUUAAUAAUAACGAAGCACAAAUGUUUAUUGGAGUGUCUUAUGUGUCUAUAAGGCGUAAUUGAUAACAACACACUGCCAUUGUAAUCGUAUGUUGGUGCGGUAUUGUAUGCGUGAGUUCAUUAGCAGGUUUUCUAUUGGAUUUUCAGUUGUUGUGAAAUGUUAUAUAAAAGACAGUCUUUGACUACCUUUACGCUAUACGAUGCCUUAUGAAGGCGCGGGCGGGUCGCCGCAUCUCCAGUCUAGAUGCAGCCUGAGAGUCUACCGCGAAAAUCGUAUAUCGAAGGCCGCUUUCCCACUGACGUCCAAUUUUUUGCGGGAUCCCGUUUUAGUGGUAUAGAUGCUAAUAUAGUAACUUUCACACGAGGAUUCUGUUUGCGGGAUCCUGCAUGCAUACUACUUACAGAAAACUGGAUCCUGCAAAAAACUGGACGUCAGUGGGAAACAGCUUGAAGCUUCGUUAUCUGCCUCUCUAUAGCUCGAAUAUGCAAUAUUGAUAGAGGCAGAUAACGAAAUUUAGAUUUUCUCGGUAGGCCCUCUUGAGGUGAAGCGACGGCUCGCCCUCGAGCUCGAGUUUGUGACAAAUAUAACUGCCAUUCGUUAAGUAAUAGUUAUACAUACAUGGUUCGAUUCGACGCGUAGUCACAUAACUGAUAGCUUCGUAGUUUGCGGCUUCGUCGGUGCACAGCCGGUCGUAUUUGAUACAUAUUAUUCGAUUUCUAAAUUGUAAUAGAUUUAUUAAGUAUGUAAUAAUGUUACAUGAAAAGUAAUAAGUAAUGAAAUACCCUAAUAUAAUUUGUGUCUUAGCUGGUAAAAAAAUAUAAGUAUGAAAAUAAGUUUGUAUCGCUUAUUGGGAUAAUAAUGUGAAAGUGAGACGAAACACAAGCAUGGAUACAUUUCGAGCGACAAAGUCGCACCAAGUACAGUACCUAUAAAGUGUUAAACGCGCCCAUGGACGAUGUCCGCUUACCAUCAGACGGAUCGUAUACCUGUUUGCCACCAUGGUGGUUACAGUGCAGGGGGUAGGUUGGGAGACGAGGACGAUAAGACUGGGCGAGGGAGCAGGAUGUAUAAUUCAACCUGUUGCACUUCAUUGCCUUUCUGGAUCUAUUUAGUUUGACAGUAAAUAUGUAUGAGUAGGUAUCAGUGACCAAGCUUGGCACAUCCAGUCUAUUACAAAGUGAGGACUAUAGUGUUGGGGAGUCUACGUCGUUUCCAUUGAAAUGUUGUACAUAGGUACCUUUAGAUUCUAUCGUCAUAUGUUUGACAUAUGUUUAAUUUUAUUCAUCUAAGAAAGUACAGAUGGCUGUUGUUAUUUUUAUAUAAUUUGGGUAGAAGUAUAUUUUUUGUAAAUGACCUCUGUAUUUAUCUUUUGUAAGCUUUGUAAGCCAUAGGGACUUAGAUAAGUGAACGAGCUACGAACAUUGUGAUUGCAAAUUUUUUUAAUUUGUAUCCACGGCGAUAUUUUUGUUCUACGUGAAUAAUUAUAAUUUCCAAUUCGACGGAUUUUUUGCUUAAUAAUUUUUGUUACUUCAGAGUGCAAUAUGUACAAAUAUUUACAUAUUAAAUAUAAUGUACAGUCAA